Molecule: messenger RNA, 2323 nt
Organism: Perca fluviatilis (European perch)
Lineage: Eukaryota; Metazoa; Chordata; Actinopteri; Perciformes; Percidae
Product: C-C chemokine receptor type 2
Exons: 4
Coding region: 1038-2063 (341 amino acids)
Biological process (GO): G protein-coupled receptor signaling pathway; chemotaxis; immune response
Cellular component (GO): membrane
Molecular function (GO): chemokine receptor activity
Source: RefSeq, a predicted model, not a curated record
CAUAUUAACAUACAUUUCUCGGAAAACCACAAUGACACCUCUGUGCAGUUUUAACACGAUGCGGAGGAAACAACAAAACCAAGAGUUCUCCUUACCAGAAACGAGCUCUGCAGCAGGAUUUGACACAAAAAGCGAGCAAUGCACGUUGACAGGAUGCUUUGUAAGCUUGAUGCACAGCAAAAGAGCACACAAAUUCAAGAGCAGUGAUUUGGGGAGACAUUACGGUAAGCACAACAUUUUUUAAAUGUUUAGCUGCUAUUUACUAGACCUUCUUCACCUCUCUCACCUCCUACACUUAUAAACACAGUGGGUAGUUGAGGAUUGUGUAUGCACGUGUGUGUGUAAACGUCAGCCACAGGAAGUGAGGGUCGGCAUGGGUGUCAAAGCACGUGGUGCUGCAUAUGUUGAUAGUGAGAGAAAUAGGCUUGAGAUGUGGUUUAAAAGAGAUGACAUGAAUUUGAUUAUGGUCGGAGUAGGAGGAAGUUUGUGAUAUUCAUAGACAGAUGCGUAUUAAUGCUACAUCUAGACUGGUGAUAGGUUGUUUAUAAUGUACAGUACUUCUGACAUUAUUGCAUUCAGAGGGAGAAAGUCAAUAAUGGGAAGUUAACACAUGCUCUAGUAAACACCAACAUUCUUGUUAUUGCUAUGGCUAUCUUUCAGAUUUGGAAAAUUGUUUCUUAGGUUUCAACUUUGAAGUUGAACUUUGUUUUCAGAAGCCUUUCAGGCAUGACUCACUAAAUGAUGAUAAUGUGAAAGGUUGGACUUAAAGGGCAGGAAAGUCCAGUAACAUCUCUAAAUUCCCUAACAUCACACGUGAAUUUUUUUUUCUUUUAAUACUUUGAAGCUUUUAUCUGUACAAAAUGUUCAGUGUGAAACAUAUAGAAUUCAGUCAUCAUGAUGGGAGGACAUUGUAUCUAUCAGAAUAAAGAGGAAAAACAUCUGCCAUUUCUAUUUCUUGAAGAUUUGUGAGUGGAGGAGCACAUGAAUGGAAGAAAAUAGAAUCAGGAGUCAAAAGAUCUUGUAGAAAACGUAGCAGUAUGAACAUAUCCGAGAACGAGACAUUAAUGUACUUGGACAUGUAUGAUUAUCAUGACACCUGCGAUCAGGAUCUCGUUCCAGGAUUGCCCAAUGGAUCCACGUUCUUGUCCGUUCUUUACUACAUACUGUUUUGUCUAAGUCUGCUAGGCAACGCCACCGUUCUCUGGGUUCUCCUCCGGUAUAUAAAGCUGAAGACUAUGGCGGACAUAUGCCUCCUCAACCUGGCCCUGUCGGACCUCAUACUGGCUGUAUCACUGCCCCUCUGGGCCUACAAUUCCCAGAACCUUGCAUCAUGCAAACUGAUGACAGGAGUCUAUCAGUUGGGUUUCUACAGUGGUACGCUGUUUGUGACCCUAAUGAGUGUGGACCGCUACCUGGCCAUCGUCCACGCUGUUGCAGCCAUGCGUGCCCGGACACUUUGCUAUGGAAUCAUAGCCAGCAUCACUAUCUGGGCUAUAUCGGUCGUCAUGGCAAUCCCUGGGGUGAUCUUUGCCUCCUUGGAGCUAGUAGAUGCAGAUAGCAACAGCUACGAGUGCCAGCCACUGUAUCCAGAGGACUGGCAGCAGUUUUGGAAGAUGCUGCGAAACUUGAACGAGAACACCGUGGGCCUUUUCGUGGGUCUCCCUAUCAUGAUUUUCUGCUAUGUGAAAAUCCUUUUUGUGCUGUCCAGGUCCAGGAACUCCAAAAAGAACAGAGCUGUAAAGCUGAUAUUCAUCAUAGUGUGUGUGUUUGUGGUGUGCUGGGUCCCCUACAACGUCACAGUUUUCCUUCAGACACUGCAGCCGUUCGUGGACACCCUAAACAACUGCAAGGCUUCAAAAUAUAUCGACUCUGCCAUAGGCUUUGCUGAGAUCAUUGCACUGACUCACUGCUGUGUAAAUCCACUCAUCUAUGCACUCGCAGGGGAAAAGUUUAGGAAGAAACUGGGCUAUGUGCUGACUAGGUACUUCUGCCAGAGCAGAGGGACUUUCAGCCACAGAGACACCACAGACACUUCCAACACACCCGUAAAAUCAGAUUAUUAAGAAUGAUAAACACAACUUGCUACAAAGAUGGCAAAGUGUGUGUGUGUGUGUGUGUGUGUGUGUGUGUGUGUGUGUGUGUGUGUGUGUGUGUGUGUGUGUGUGUGCUAAAAGCUGUAAAAUGGUACUAUGGAUUGGUUUGAACAAAGGAAUGUUUAGUCUAUAGAAUCUUAUGAACACAUUACUUAAAAUCAUGUAAUUCAAAGUAUAUUCAAAACGUGUGAAAAUAUAUUGUUUUUGUAAAAUAAAGAAAGUAAACUUGA